Messenger RNA from Entelurus aequoreus (snake pipefish), 922 nucleotides. Its product is annotated as protein RD3-like. The record is from RefSeq and is a predicted model, not a curated record. Lineage: Eukaryota; Metazoa; Chordata; Actinopteri; Syngnathiformes; Syngnathidae.
CCGAUCCAGAAGCACAUCGCUGGAACGCUUUUCUUUCGCAGAGCAUCUCAUCACGGAGGCGUUUACGGCAGGGGACUGCGAAAGGAGGCCAUGGCCUCCUGGUUCAGCUGGAGCGAGCCGUACCACCGCAGCCCCCGCAAGGACCCGGCCGUCGUGGUCACCGACACGCUGAUGGUGGAGCUGGGCUGGCAGCUGAAGGAGGCGGAGAGGCAGCAGAGAGAGAGGGAGAACGAGUACCGCCGCCUCAAGACCGGCGUGGACUACAGCUGGCUGGCGAGCACGCCGCGCUCGUCCUACAGCCUCAGCACCGGGGAGAGGCUGGGCCUGGAGGACCUCUGCUCCAAGGUGCCGCCAUCUUGCUGUGGACUGGUCAUACUCAAGUUCCGUGAUGCCAUCCGAGCCGGCGAGCCCGAGGUCCAGGAGGUGUCCGGCGUCUUCCGCUCGGUCCUCCUGGAGGCCGUGGACCAAAUGAAGGAGGAGCAGGAAGCCCAGCGGCUCGCCCGCCAAUGGAACAACAAACGCGCCACGAGCAUGUCCCUGGUCAACUUCCGGUCUCGCAUCAGGAUCAACCCGUUCGGCAGCACGGCGGGCCUGACGGCGGCCGACGGGGCCGGCUUGAGCGACCUGAAGACGGUGUCGGAGGACGUGGAAAGGUGCACGGAGAAAGGGGAGAGGGUGUGGAGCAUGCCGGACUUCCGGUACAAAGGCAGUAAACUGGUGUGAUGUGUCUUCUCCUGCAGCCAUGUCCGAUACUUAGAGACACGUUUAUGCAAAGCGGGGAUGCUUCACUCCGGUCGAAAUGCCCACGUAACUAAAAAUACACGGUUGUAGACGAGCACAAUGUAUCUACUGGAUGUUCUCAUGCAUUGCAAUGAGGGGUGCAAAACUUUUCUACGGCAAUAAAAUUAGUUUAAAAUGUAAA